Messenger RNA from Panicum virgatum (switchgrass), 3353 nucleotides. Its product is annotated as disease resistance protein PIK6-NP-like. The record is from RefSeq and is a predicted model, not a curated record. The transcript has a single exon. NCBI's taxonomy places the organism in Eukaryota, Viridiplantae, Streptophyta, Magnoliopsida, Poales, Poaceae. Bases 137 to 2260 code for a protein of 707 amino acids. Gene Ontology annotation, biological process: defense response to other organism.
CCCUCAUCGCCUCCAUCUAUCUAGCUCCUCAGCUUCGAUCAUCUACUACUACAUACUAAUCCAAUUGCAUCAAUCAUCACUGUAAAUUAAAGAGCAGAGCUUGUGCCUGGUCGAGGUAGCAGCACGGCACGCAAUAAUGGCCGCCCAGACCCAAGGCGCCGUGGACGCCCUGCUGGGCCUCCUGUCAACGGCGAUCAAGGAUGAGGCGAAGCUUAUGGGCGGCAUGCCAGGCAACAUGCAGUUCAUCAAGGACGAGAUGGACAGCAUGAACGGGUUCCUGACGCACCUGACCAAGAUGGAGGACGAGCACGACGACCAGGUCCGCGCCUGGAUGAAGCAGGUGCGGGAGAUCGCCUACAUCUCCGAGGACUGCGUGGAGCGCUACGUGCGCGACAUCCUCCCGUACCUGCCCGGCGGCGGCGACCCCGGAUUCCUGUACAUCAACACGAUACGCUUCCUCCUCGGCCACCCCUGCAAGUACUGCGAGCUCCGCAAGCUCGGCAACCAGCUCGCUGAGCUCAAGCUCCGCGUGCGCGAGGUUGGCCAGAGGCGGGAGCGCUACGGCGUCAGAGUUCCGGAGGCCAACAAGAAGCCGCCGGUGGUCAGGUCACCUGCUGCGGCUGCCGGUGCCCAAGACGAAGAGAAGAGGAGGGAGGAUUUUCGACGUGAACUGGAAGCACAAGUACUACAACAACAAUACGUCGUCGACCCGGACCAUUGUUGGGCUGCCUCUUUACUCAGCAUCAGCAGCAGAGCCAUUGACCUGUUUCCUGAUCAUCAUGCAUUACGACGAUCUAAAGCCAAGGACGACGACAAAAAAGCUCCUGAAGGCGGCGGCGGCGGCGAUGACGACGAUGCCAAAAAAAUACUAGGUCGCAUCCUGGAGAAAUGCUUGACUAAACCACCGCCGCCGCCGGAUCAUCGUCUGGGGGAUGAAGAAGCAGCACUAGUCAGGAUGUUCCUUUGUGCUCUCUACGCCUCCCCUUAUUACACGACCAACCAAGAGCAAGAGCUGAAGAACCUGGACAAGAAGCUGGAGGAGAAACACGAUGAGGACAACAGGGAACAAGUGAUGACCUUCUGCUACAGCAUGCUGUCCACCGAGCAGAAGAGCUGCCUGCAGUACCUGACGGCUUUCCUCCACGAGAAGGAGAUCAGCAGGACAAGCAUGGUGAGGCGAUGGGUCGCCGAAAGGCUUGUAGUGAAACAAGUGCACGAGCAGGACAGCAGCAGUACUCUAGAGGAAGCCGGCGAGCGCUGCUUCAGCGAGCUUGUCUUCCGAGGCUUCGUCCAUCCCCGUCGCUUCAGCGACUCCGGCACAGUCAAGAGCUGCACCAUGGAGGAGCCAGUCAGAGGCUUCGUCGGCAGCAUCACCAGGAGCGAGAACUUCCUGCUCCACCUGCCGUCUCACCUGGAGCGGCAGCUCAAGAUCCGGGAGAUAGUCCAAGGCCGGCCUCCAUCGUCCUUGCCGCCGCCGCUGCCGCCUCCACAGCAACCCUUGCGGCUGCGUCUGCGUUUGAGGAACGCCGUCCGCUGCAACCCUUGCACCCCAACAGGACUAUUGCUGCCGCCGGAGGAGGAUGCCAGCAGCGCCGGCGGCAACAACCCCAUGGACAAGCUGGUGGAUUUCCUGGAAGACCUCCCUGAGCUGUACCGGCUCAACGUGCUGGACUUGGGAGGCUGCAAGGGCCUCCAGAGGCGCCACAUCUGGAGCUUCCGCAAGCUGGUGUGGCUCAGGUAUCUGAGCCUCCGGGACACGGACGUCCACAGGUACUACGAUGCUGCCAGUGCCACUGCCAGCAGGUGCAGCCGGUACAUCAACCGGCUCACGCUGCUGGAGACGCUGGACAUCCGGGGAACCAACAUACCACCCGGCGACACCAGGAGGAUCUACCUGCCAAACCUAAAGCACCUGCUCGCCGACCGCCGCCGCCCCGACGACGACCGCACGCCCAAGAUGCCAAGCAGGAUUGGCUGGAUGAAGAGCAUGCAGACGCUGUCCCACGUCAGGGUUUCCAAGGAGGGCACCGAGCUGGAAGGGGUUGUCAGGCUGCGCUCGGCGCAGCAGCUGAGGAAGCUUGGCGUCGUCGUCCAUGGCAACAAGAGGACCGCAGAGUACCUGAGCCGGGUGCUCUACGCGCUGGCUCCAUGCCUGCGCUCCCUCUCCAUCUGGGUCAUCACCAACACCCAGACCCAGCCCCUCGACAUCCCCACCAUUCAGGCGGAGUCCAGCAUGGUCCUCGUCUCCUCGAGAACCUAGACAUCAAGGGGAACAUCACCAGCCUCCCUUCGUGGAUCGGGAGCAGGGCCCAGACCCAGAGCCUGGCCAACGUCACUCUACGCGACACUGAGAUCAGUGCAGGAGAGGCUCUGAGGAGGCUUGCCAGUGUCCCAGGACUGCGCUGCCUGAAGCUCGUCCGCGAGGCCUUCGCCGAGCAAGUCAUCGUCUUCGGCAAGGACGUCCAGUUUAAAGCUCUCAGGAUCCUCGUCGUCGAGGGCAGCGAUGCCUUCACCGCCAGCAGACUGGAAUUCUCUGCGGCUCCUCCUAAUCCUAAGCAGGAGAAGAUCGCAGCAGAUUCAGCUGCUCUAGCAGCUCCAACAACUCCAGCUACAGCUACAGUAGAUCCUAAGCUGGAGAAGACCGCAGCUCCAGCUCCUAAGCUGGAGACGAUAACAACUCCAGCUCCAGCUUUAGAAGAUUCUAAGCCGAAGAAGACCGCAGAUGCAGAUCCACCACCUUCAGUAGCUCCUAAGCUGGAGAAGAUCGUCUGGGCCGUAGGAGGAGGAGGAGGCGGCAGCAGCAGCAGGACGAUGAAGAAGGGCUAUAAUGAUCGGCAGCAGGACAUCACCAUCAUCUCUGGAAUCAAAAACAUUCCCAGUCUAAAGACGAUUGAGCUUAGAGGCGACUUCAAUGUGCCCAAUCUCUUGGACUGGACAACGAAAGCCACAUCUGAUCCAAAAAGGUGCCUGUACGUAUCCUCCUCCGAUGGAAAAAUAUUGAUCGAUAAGGUUUCACUCCCAACCGCUGGUGGUGAUACACUCUCACUUCCUGUUCGGGUUAUCAACCGGCAGUAAGUAAUGGUACCAAACGAUAUGAUGCUUCUUGUUGUUGUUGUUGUGUACUUCGAUACGUACGGUUGGCUCACGGCUGCUAGCUGUAGCUAGCUGCUGUCGUCUGGGCUGCCUAAUUUAAUUGUAACUAUGGUUUGCUGUUUAAUUUGUCGCAUAUACAUAUGUGUGUAUUACUAUGUACAUGGUGUAUGAUUGUGUGAUGUAUAUAUAUGUAUAAUCCUUGAUUGUGUGAACUCUAUGCAUGUAAUCCUCAAUGUGAUAAUGUACAGCUGGGUUUUAUA